Messenger RNA from Numida meleagris (helmeted guineafowl), 495 nucleotides. It is a transcript of the gene QTRT1, whose product is annotated as queuine tRNA-ribosyltransferase catalytic subunit 1. Gene Ontology annotation, molecular function: tRNA-guanosine(34) queuine transglycosylase activity. The record is from RefSeq and is a predicted model, not a curated record. Gene Ontology annotation, cellular component: cytosol. NCBI's taxonomy places the organism in Eukaryota, Metazoa, Chordata, Aves, Galliformes, Numididae.
GAGCGCCCCAUAGCGCUCCAGCCCCAUAGCGCUCCAGCCCCAUAGCGCUCCAGCCCCAUAGCUAUGGGGCGCCCCAUAGCGCUCUGGCCCCAUAGCAUUACAGCCCCAUAGCGCUUCAGCCCCAUCACUGUGGGGUGCCCCAUUCCUGCUGGACCCCAUGGCUGUGGGGCGCCCCAUAGCGCUCCAGCCCCAUAGCUAUGGGGCGCCCCAUAGCGCUCCAGCCCCAUAGCGCUCUGGCCCCAUAGCAUUACAGCCCCAUAGUGCUUCAGCCCCAUCACUGUGGGGCACCCCAUAUCUCCGGGACCCCAUAGAUGUGGGGCGCCCCAUAGCGCUCCAGCCCCAUAGCUAUGGGGCGCCCCAUAGCGGUUGUGCCCCACAGAUCGGUGCGGUGGCUGGACCGCUGCAUCGCGGCCCACGGGCGCCCCACGGAGCAGAACCUGUUCGCCAUCAUCCAGGGGGGGCUCAGCCCCACACUGCGCCGCCGCUGCCUCGAAG